Molecule: messenger RNA, 1297 nt
Organism: Plodia interpunctella (Indianmeal moth)
Lineage: Eukaryota; Metazoa; Arthropoda; Insecta; Lepidoptera; Pyralidae
Product: protein takeout-like
Exons: 6
Coding region: 96-836 (246 amino acids)
Source: RefSeq, a predicted model, not a curated record
GCCAGGUAUAUAAUAGUAUAGACGAGGCGCGCUCGCAUAGUGGUGUGUAAGGCAUUAUCACAGAUAGACAACUUAGUGUUAGUAAUCGGAAAAUAAUGACCUUCUCAAUACUCUUUGUGUUGGCCGUUUGCGGCAUAGCACAGGUUCUACCCAAGCAAAUACCCAGCUACAUCCAGGUAUGCAAGCGCGACCAGAGCACCAUCGACGACUGCGUGCGGCACUCCAUCGAAGCCCUGCGGCCGCGACUGGCGCAGGGACUCCCCGAGUUGGGAGUACCCGGCAUAGACCCUUUCUACAUCCCUGAGCUUUCAGCCACAAGCGGAGAGAGUCCCAUAAGGGCUGUGGGCAAAGAUGUGAAGGUCACGGGUGCUGGUAACUUCACUAUCAAGGGAUUAAGUGUUGAUCUGGACACGUUCACCAUCAAGGCCCGGGUGCGCUUCCCCAAGCUGCACCUGGACGGGAGGUACAAGGUCGACACCUCAGUGCUGGGCAUCCCUCUGCAUGGCCAGGGCAAUAUGAAGACUGACGCCGUGAAAUGCGACGCGGAGCUGGUGAUCCACGCGCAGACCUUCGAGGUGGACGGUCAAGAGUAUAUAAAAUUUGACAACAUGGACACCAACAUCAACAUCAAAGACUACAGGAUCCGUCUCGACGGCCUCUUUAAUGGGGACAAGGUUUUAGGUGACGCUACCAAUGAAGCCUUGAACCAGAACAGAGGUGAAUUCCUCAGGGCAGCGAAGCCUAUCUUGGAAAGGACAGUCACUAGGCUUCUCCUGGAUAUAGCCAAUAAGGUGGUAAAGGAUAUCAUCCUAGACGAUGUUUUACCAAAACCAUAAUUAAUGAAAGAAAAUGCGAAGUGUGAACGAAGCUUAAGCUGUAAAUCGUGAUUUCUCUUUAGGCAAAUUUCGUCUUACGUUGGCUAUGUGUAAGGAUGAAUAUUUGAAUGAAUAUUGAAGAGGAAUCAACCUUAUAUAAUUCCGUUAUAAUAAAUUGUAAGUAAUUUUAAAUGAUUUUAAAGAUACAAUUUUUAGUUCUUUUGCAUUUUCUCGAUAAUUCCUAAUAAGUAUUGUACAGAUAUAAUAUUUUUGAAAUGUAUUUAAAAAGAUUUAAGUAGAUAGAUAGACGUAAUAAUUUAAAAAUUGCAAUGAUUUCGUGAUAAUAACAUUAUAACAUAAACCAUUUUAAUUGUAAUUACGUCAACUGUUUUUUGUGAGCCAAAGGAGCGAGCCGAUGUGACAUAACUAUGAAAUUGUGAUUUUGUUAUUAGUUGUAUUAAAUAACCAAAUUUUUACGAAAA